CAAAGUAGGAAUUAAAUUCCCACCAACUCGUUGGAUUCGUCUCUCCAGAACAGUAAACACAUACACAUAAUACGCAGAAAAAAGACGCGAUUCAAACAGUGUACGAAGGGGUGCUGAACGAUAUCCAGCGUUUAGGUGGUAAGGAUACGAAGAAUUUAUCACAAAUCAACACACACCUACACAGGAUGAGGAUUAGGAGGAACAUGAAUAUUAGCACCGGCAGUGUCUUCCAUCUAACGCUCGUCACUAUGGCAGCGCUCGUACGACAGGGUUUCACGGAAGACUGCGGCCAGGAGGAGCUGGUACAGUGCACGAGACCGCUUCAGGUCCUAUCCGCCACAUCGGAAUUGUCGUUCGUGACCAAAAAGGAGGAGCUGGAUAAACUUUGCCCCGAUCUACACACCGGACUGCACUGUAUCCGCAGCUACACCCGACGCUGCAUGAAUAUUCAUCAGCGGGAUCACUUCAACAAACUCUACCACGGCACUAAUGAAGUGAUACACGAGCUCUGCGAGGAAGGACCUUAUCAGGAAGACUUUCUUAGACAUGCACCAUGCAUGCGACACGUGAAAAAGGACUACGAGGUCUGUGCGACCCGCUACCAGAGCACGAUGGCGAAGCUCGGCCAGGCGGCGGCAACCACAACGACCACAUCGACGACGUUCCACCCGGUCGGUCCGACAAUGGCGACGCAUCCGGCGGCCGCUCUGCGAAGCGGUCAGUAUCACGGCGGUCAUGACGUGAAUCAUGAACAGCAUCAUCACCAUCACCAACAUGACCAUGCUGGACACAGCGUACACCCGAACAGCACCAAAUCGGUGGAGGACGCCGAAGAGGAGCGACUCAAAACUGUGUGCUGUGCCUUCCAGAAGUACAUGCAAUGUUCAGAGUUCACCGUGCGGCAUGCCUGCGGCGACGAGACGGCGCUUUUCACGCGGAAAUUCCUCGACAAGAUGUCCAACACGCUGAUGCGGAUGCAUUGCGUCGAUUACACGCCGGAAAGCGGCAAGUGUCGGGAUUAUUUCACCUCCAGCGCCACGUGGACGAACUCGAUUCGAUGGAGUUUCGCAUCAAAUAUCUACGGGACGGUCUUUGCGGUGCUGCUGUUUCUGCGUACGAGAACGUUAAUUUAA
Molecule: messenger RNA, 1133 nt
Organism: Anopheles coustani
Lineage: Eukaryota; Metazoa; Arthropoda; Insecta; Diptera; Culicidae
Exons: 6
Coding region: 186-1133 (315 amino acids)
Source: RefSeq, a predicted model, not a curated record